Messenger RNA from Hydra vulgaris (swiftwater hydra), 1588 nucleotides. RefSeq names its product ribitol-5-phosphate transferase FKTN. The record is from RefSeq and is a predicted model, not a curated record. Lineage: Eukaryota; Metazoa; Cnidaria; Hydrozoa; Anthoathecata; Hydridae.
AAAUCUAUUUAUUAGAUAUAAUAAAUCAAAAGUAGCUUAUAAUAUAAAGUAGUAUAUUGAGCUACUAAUUUCCUAGACAUUAUUUAUAUUCCAGUUGCAACUUCUAAAUUUUCCAGUUCUUACUUUCAUUGUCACUCCAGCUGCAGUAAAUUUUUAAUUAAUAAUAUUUAAUGAAUCGCAAUGAAAAAAUUGAUUAUUAUUUGUGCAUUUGGAUCUAUAACGUUCUUAAUUGUUCAAAUUUACAUUAUGUUAUAUAGUGAAUAUAAUUACGCAAAAAGCAAUGAAAAAGUUUUCAACAUAAAUUUUUUAUUUAACGUAAAAUUAAUGCAAGAAAUUCUAAAAAAAUUUCAAGUAAUUAGUAUAUUAAUUGACAAAGAUAUUUUAUCCAUUCCUAUUUCAAAAUUUGAAAUUCAAAAUAAGAUUGACGUUUACAAUUGCAAUCAUUUUUGCUCAAAAUUUUCUGCAGUUUUUUUGAUUAGUGGUAUAAAGAUUAAAAGCAAAUUUGCUGAAAUUAAAACAUCAUGGGAAAAACAUGGUUUUCAUGUUGAUAUUAAUGAAGAUUUUGAUAUGGCACAUGAAUCUUUAGAACAUUUUAAAGAUGCAAAGAAGCAAAUUUACCAUAUAUUUUUGACAAGAAAUUCAACUUUACUACAUUUAGUUGUUUCUUAUCCUCGUUUUAAGGGUCAUUGGAGCAAAAAAUGUACCAUGAAAAAAAGCUCCACAACAGCUUUAUUCUCUCAACAGUCUCACCUAUUUUGCCUUUCUGAUUAUAUUUUUAAAUUUCCUUACCCAAUAACAGUGUUGCUUGAUGGUAUAUCAGUAAAUGUGCCUCAGUUUUUGAAAAAUUUUUUACAAGAGUUUCAGACCCAUAUAUUUAUUCCUUGCAACUUUGCUCAAGCUCGAUUAUUUUACUCUCUCUAUGGUUAUGAAAAUGAUGAAGAAAGUGAAAUUUUCAGAUCAAAAGCUAAGCAUAUUCUUGAAAUUGUUAGUAGUGAACUUUCUAAGUAUAAUAUUCCAUUUUGGCUUAGUAGUGGCACACUUUUAGGCUGGUUUAGACAGUGUGAUUUUAUAACACAUAGUAAAGAUGUUGAUAUUGGAAUAUGGAUAAAGUAUUAUAAUGAAAGUUUUGUCUCAUCUUUUUUAGAAAGAGGUUUUCAUCUUAAGCAUAAGUUCGGAAAGGUUGAGGAUAGCUUUGAACUAUCAUUUGAAAUGGAAAAUAUAAAACUUGACAUUUUCUUUUUUUAUGAAGAUAGUAAUUAUAUGUGGAAUGGAGGAACCCAGGUAAAAUCAAGAAAAAAGUUUAAAUAUAUUUUUCAAAAAUUUUCUUUAUGUUGGUCAGAACUAAGCAAUAUUUUAGUAAGAGUACCCUGCGAACCAACUAAAUAUAUUCAAGCUAAUUAUGGCAAUGAAUGGAGAAUUCCAAUUAAAACUUGGGAUUGGAAAUUAAGUCCACCCAAUGUCCAUGAAAAUGGUGAAUGGCCAAUCGAAGAGCAAGUAAUUUAUAUGAAUUAGCAUUUAAUGUAUUUCUCUAAAUAUUGUGUUAAUAUUUUUAUAAGGUAAAAAAAUAAAAGUUUAUCAAUUUUUAAAA